GCCGGCGACCAUGGCUGGCGACGACGAUGAUGCCAAGUGCAACGAUGAGGUGAACGACGGCACCUACUUCAUGGCCGGCGUGAUGGCCGUGACCGGCCUCAUGGCGACCGUCCUCGCGCUCUCCGGCGUCUUCCAUUGCAUGCUUCGACGCCUCGGUCAGCCGAGCAUCAUCUCCCACAUCCUGGCCGGCGUUGUGAUCGGUCCAACGGUGCUCGGGCGCGUUGUGGACCUACGGCGGCUGGGCAUGAAGGACGCCGGCAGCGCGCUGAGAGACACCAUCUACUUCGUCCGCAUCGUCUUCAUGUUCUUCAUCGGCCUGGAGAUGGACCACCGGUACCUCCGCCACCACCUGCGCCGCUCCCUCGCGCUCGCUUGUGGCGGUUCCGGCCUCUGCCUCCUCCUCGCCGCGCUCGCCGGUCCCUUCUUCUACGGCCUCCUCCACCCCGCCCAGGGCCCCUUCCAGCCCGACAAGCUCUACGCCUCCACCGCUCUCUUCAUGCUCGUGCUCACCACAACCGCCUCGCCCGUCCUCAUCCGCAUCGUCACUGAGCUCAAGCUUACCGGCUCCGAGGCCGGCCAGCUCGCCAUUGGCGCCGCCUUCGCCAACGACAUGGCCAGCCUCACCGUCUUCAGCGUCAUGGUCGUCGGCACCACCUCCUACGGCCCGGACGGACAACCCACCCCCGCCUUUCCAGCGGCGGGAAUCGUCAUGUCGAUGGCGCUGACGGUGUGCCUGGCGGUGGCCCUGGCAGCUAGAGCAGUCAUGCUGCUCAAUAGGCUCAAGCGCGGCCGCCGCUACAUCAACAAGUACGAGUUGUGCGCCGUGCUCGUGCUCAUCGUCGGCCUCUCACUGCUGGAGCAGGUCUUCGGCUACAGCGCCUCCAUGACUGCCUUCCUCAUCGGCCUCGCCAUGCCACGUGACGGGCCCACGGCGCGCACGCUCGUCGAUCGCCUCACUUACCCGGUGCACCAGCUCGUCAUGCCGCUCUGCUUUGGGGCCAUCGGCGCCAGGCUCGACUUCGCCGCGGCCGGCAGCUUCACCGCCGCGCAGUUCGCCGUCGCCGUCGCCUUCACGACGCUGCUCGGCGCAGCUGGGAAGGUGGGCGGCACGGUGCUCGCCGGCCGAUUGCUCGGCAUCUCAGCGAGGGAGUCGCUGGUGCUGGGCUUCCUGCUCAACGUCAAGGGCUAUUGCGACAUCCUGGCCAUCAACUUCGGCAACGAGGCCGGCAUCUGGGGAGAGACGGCGCAGGUGGUGCUGCUCCUCUCCUCCAUCCUCAACACCUUCAUGGCCGGCCCGGCUUCCGCAGCCAUCGUCCGGCAGCAGCGCCGCGCCUCCCGGUACCGCUCGCGCUGCCUUCAGGACCUCAAGGUCGACCACGAGCUCCGCGUCCUGGUUUGCGUCCACGGCGCUGGGGGCGUCUACUCCAUGCUCACGCUCGCGGAGCUCUCCAAGGGCACCGCUCCGCUCGCCGUCUACCUCCUCCACCUCGUCGAGCUCAUGGCCGCGCGCAAGUACGCCAUCACGCACCUAUACCACGACGGGGAUGGCGACGACGACGGUGACGAGUGGGGUUAUGCCCGCGAGAUCGAGCAGGUGGCAGCGACGGUCAAUGCCUUCACGUACGACGCCGCCGUCCCAGUGCGCCAGAUGACCGCGAUAUCCAGCCUCGGUUCCAUGGACGCAGACGUGCGCAACGGCAUCGAGGACUCCCGCGCGUCGCUCGUCAUCGUCCCCUUCCACAAGGAGCAGCGGUACGACGGGCGCAUGGUAUGCCGCCGCGAGGGGCGGAGGCAGCUCAACCAGAGGAUACUGCAGCACGCGCCCUGCACUGUCGGGAUCCUCGUGGAACGCCGCCUCGCCGGGGACGUCGACAAGGGCGUGGCAGAGGCCAUGAGCCACGUGGUGGCGGUGUUCCUGGGCGGGCCGGACGACAGGGAGGCGGUAGCAUAUGCGACGCGUCUGGCGGCGCACCCAUCGGUGAGCGUGACGGUGGCGAGGUUCCUUCCAGCGCGAGCGGGGAAGGAAGACGGCAGUGAGAUGGCUGUGGGAGAGGAGGCGGACGAGGAGUUCAUGGCGGACGUGUGCGAGAGAUUGGUGGUGCCGGGGCAGGUGGAGUACAUGGAGAGAUACGUGAGCAACGGGGCGGAGACGGUGAAUGCGCUGAGCGGCAUGGUGGGGACGUACUCGAUGUUCGUGGUAGGAAAGGGCGGCGGCGGCGCGGCGGGCAUGACGAGCGGCAUGGGAGGGUUACUGGAGGAGGAGUGCCCGGAGCUGGGCCCCGUCGGGGAGGUGCUGUCCUCCGACGACUUCACGGCCUGUGGCACCGUCUCCGUGCUGGUGCUUCAACAGCAUCACAGUCAGAGUCACAGGAUGAGGAGAUGGAACCACGACCACAACCACCAUCCCCUCGACUGCCAAUGCACGCACCACCAUAUCGACAUCGUCACAUCGUCGUCGUCAUAGAGAUAUAUAUGUCUUAAUUUCUUCUCCAUCUCCGGUACGUACCGUACGUCGAUUGAUGGCGCCGUGCGGGGUAGCAUUAGCAAGCAGGUGUAGUGUAACAAGAGGAGGGGCGACGCAGUGGUUUGCGAUUGGAAACCAAACAUCUUCCUACAUCCACUAUAACGGGAAAUUCAGUCGAUGACAUGUACUCCACCUGUGGGGAUAGAUGAUGACUAAGUCUAAAUAGAAGGAAAAAGAUUUUAAUCCCCUGGUGUUAUCCAAACAGUUGCGAUAAAAAUUAUUUAUUUUGAUAAGAUAUAUUAAUAUAUGAUAUAUUCCU
Messenger RNA from Oryza brachyantha (malo sina), 2783 nucleotides. RefSeq names its product cation/H(+) antiporter 15-like. Gene Ontology annotation, biological process: proton transmembrane transport; regulation of pH. The record is from RefSeq and is a predicted model, not a curated record. Bases 11 to 2464 code for a protein of 817 amino acids. The transcript is spliced from 2 exons. Gene Ontology annotation, molecular function: antiporter activity. Gene Ontology annotation, cellular component: endomembrane system; membrane. Lineage: Eukaryota; Viridiplantae; Streptophyta; Magnoliopsida; Poales; Poaceae.